This is a messenger RNA of Venturia canescens, 1669 nucleotides long. RefSeq names its product serine protease inhibitor 3/4-like. The transcript has 10 exons. Lineage: Eukaryota; Metazoa; Arthropoda; Insecta; Hymenoptera; Ichneumonidae. The record is from RefSeq and is a predicted model, not a curated record. Gene Ontology annotation, molecular function: serine-type endopeptidase inhibitor activity. The coding region runs from base 93 to 1508 and encodes 471 amino acids.
UGGCGCGAGGUAAAACGGCUGAGGUUUUUCGUUUUCUGGAUAGACCGACUCGAAGUUUUGUUGCUGAAGAGUCAUCUCCGGUACGAGCCAAGAUGCGUUUAUUAUUCAUUAUUGGUGUUCUCACGUUUUACGCGACGAUCAAUUCUGAAGCUAACUCCGUUUCAUUAAAAGAUGAAAGAAGGAAAGAAAGUCAACAGUUCGUCGUCGAUCUAGCGAGGAAUUUCUCAUCUUUCUAUUUCCAGGUAAGCGCGGUAUUUUCAGUCCCUGAGCGAAUCGUUUCGCCUCUGAGCAUUUUCAUCCCCAUGUCCAUGCUAGCUUAUGGAGCUCGAGGACGAACCAAGGACACUUAUCUCAAGGCGAUUGGACUUCCAAAAUCAAAAACUUCGUUGGCUAAAGUUGGUUACGAGAUAUUCUUGGACAAUUUAGCAAAAUACGACGUACAGAUGAAAACGAAAAUAUUCGUUCCAUCUGACUUCGAAGUGAAAUCCGGAUUCGAAAAAACGACGAAGAAAGUGUUCAAGGUGGAAUAUGAGAAGGUUCCUGUCACCGAUGGAUUCAUGGAUAGCGGGAAAAUAAACGAAUGGGUGGCCGCUCAAACUCACAACAAUGUGACAAAAUUAUUUGAAUCUCAACGUAUCGGUCCUGAUCCGAAUAUGGUUCUCGUCAACACUGUUUACUUCAAGGGAACUUGGCAGAAAGCAUUCAACAAAUCUCUCACCGAAUUAAGGCCGUUCCAUCCCCUUAACUCGGAACGAUCAGUCGACGUUCCUACCAUGUAUACGGAAGGCCGUUUCCGGUACGGUCGAAUGGAUGGAUUCAAUGCAUCGUUCAUCGAACUUCCUUACAAGAGCAACAGCGAAAACGAAACGAUGAGCAUGUUCAUAAUACUUCCCGACGAUAAGAAAUGGGAUGACUGGAAGUGGUUAGUGUAUGAAUUAAGGAACAUGAAUCUGAACAAACUUUUGAAUAGUACAGAAAAAGACGUCAAGCUCUAUCUCCCGAAAUUCAAAAUCGAAAUAAAUCAAUCGCUGACCAGGAUCAUCGACCGGAUUUUAAAUCCGGACUUAUCGAAGAUCGAGAACCACGUUGAUAGUGCCCCUUCGGUAGCUGCGUUGCGUGCGCGGCAGGCCGCAGAGCUCGAGAGAUUUAUUGGUUUUCCGAGUCCUAGGCAAAAACGAGGGGCGAAGGCGGACCGUCCCAAGCCAGCGAGGUUCUCCGGAUUUUUCAAGCAUCCCAAACCGAUGAAGCUGGGCGAGACCGCGACGAAAAUUGUGAUCGAGGUCGGUGAAGAGGGCCAAGAAACUGCCGAAUCAAGUGGAAUUUCCUAUAAUGCGUUCGAAGCCUCUUCGGAUCGAAAAACUCGUUCGGCUAACCUAGAGCUUAUCGAAUUCAAAGUGGAUCGUCCUUUUAUCGCGAUCGUCGCACUCAAGGGCCGAAUUCUUACUGACAUAUUCUCCAUCAACUUCAAUGGCUUUACGUUUAUCCCCGAAGAUGCUACCUUCUGGUGAUGAAAGUUCAACUGACUGGAUGGAACAUGGAAAAAAGAAAGUUUUAAACAAGUUAACACAAUUUUCCAAACGUCGAGCCAAUUAUGACUGUUUCAUCAUUCGAAGAAGACUAUUUCCAUUGGAAUUCCAAUGUACAUAAAUAAACACCGAAAGUGUAGAAU